This is a messenger RNA of Glycine soja, 366 nucleotides long. Its product is annotated as probable steroid-binding protein 3. The record is from RefSeq and is a predicted model, not a curated record. Gene Ontology annotation, cellular component: membrane; endomembrane system. The coding region runs from base 1 to 366 and encodes 121 amino acids. The transcript has 2 exons. NCBI's taxonomy places the organism in Eukaryota, Viridiplantae, Streptophyta, Magnoliopsida, Fabales, Fabaceae.
AUGUCCCUCAGUGACAUUUUUGUAAAUAGUGUACCGUCGUGCCGUAGGCUAUCCCGCCGUGGUUGCCAGCUGUGUCGUGAGAGUGAGAAGCAGAGGGUAACGAGGAAGGUGAAGUGGUUCAAUGACCAGAAGGGAGUGGGUCGCGUCUACGACGUCAGCACUGGAAAAUCCUUUUACGGCCCCAGCGGCCCCUACGCCAUGUUUGCCGUCAAAGACGCCAGCAGAGCCCUGGCGAAGAUGAGCAAGAACGACGAUGACAUCUCCCCCUCCCUCGACGACCUCUCUGACAAGGAGAUCGGUGUUCUCAACGACUGGGAGAACAAAUUCCAAGCUAAGUACCCUGUGGUUGCUCGUGUUCUCAAUUAA